GGUAUAAAAGGUGGGCCGUGGCUUUGGAGGGGCAAGUGCUAUCCUAGGAAGACCAGUGAAGAAAGUAACCCCAGCAGAAGCCAGAGACCCUGGGGUCCUAAGCGCUGGGCCAAACCUGCCGAGCCAGGACGCCCCUUGGCCACGCCCACUCAGCCCCGGGAGCCCGACCCAGGGGUGGCGUCUCCGCCCCGCAGACCUUCGCACCCUCGGGAUCCCGAUCCCAGUAGAGUACGCGGUCGCCAGCGAGACGGGCCAGGCACGGGAGGGCGUCCGGAAGUCAUGGAGGUUCUGGUCCUGGCCAGAUACCGCGCCAAGAGAGAGGACGAACUGAGCCUGGCGCUCGGGGACGUGGUCCGGCGGGUGUGCCGGGGGCCCACGAGGGGCUGGCUACGCGGAGAGCUGGGGGACCGCUGUGGCCUCUUCCCGGAGCGCCUGGUGCAGGAAAUUCCAGAAGCCCUACGAGUUACCGGGGAGGUGAGGAGACCACGCUGCGCGCGCCGCCGACGUGACGCCAAAUCUCGGGUCCCGCAAAGAUGGUGCAAAGUGAACUUCAACUACAGCCCGGAGCAGGCGGACGAGCUGAAGUUGCAAACUGGGGAGAUUGUGGAAGUGAUAAAGGAGAUUGAGGACGGCUGGUGGCUGGGGAAGAAGAGCGGGCAGCUGGGAGCCUUCCCGUCCAACUUUGUGGAGUUGCUGGACAGUGGGCCCCCAAGCCUUGGUAACACAGAUCGGCCUUCAGUCGGCCCUGGUCCUCAGCAGCCUCCCAAGCUGGGCAGCCUGACCUACGACAGCCCUCCAGACUACCUGCAGACAGUCUCCCACCCUGAGACCUACAGGGCCCUGUUUGACUACCAGCCGGUGGCCCCCGACGAGUUGCUGCUGCAGAGGGGGGACGAGGUCAAAGUCCUGAGAAAGACCACAGAGGACCAGGGCUGGUGGGAAGGAGAGUGUCGAGGCAGGAGAGGUGUUUUUCCAGACAAUUUUGUGCUCCCACCACCCCCCGUAAAGAAGCUGGUCCCACGGAGAGUGGCAUCUCGGGAAUCAGUUCCUACCAAGGAACCAAAGAAACUGAUGGCCAGAACAUCUCUCCCUACUGUGAAGAAGCUGGCGACAGCUCCCUCUGGGCCUAGCAAAGCCAAGACACCCUGUGGGGACAGUCAGAAGCGCCCCUCCCGAGAUGCAGGCUCCAGUGGCAGCUUCCUCAUUGGGGGUCCGGGGCAACCUGGCAGAAAGCGAUCCAAAACUCAGGCUCCCCGGCAACACUCUGCACCCAAUCAGGGGGGAGAUCACAGCAAGCUGGCAAAGGCCCCUUCUGUGACUAGAGCCCUGACACGGGGAAAGACCGCUACCAGAGAGAAGACGCCACCUCCAAACAAGGCCCCCAACCCAGAGAAGAUCCCAGCUUCUGACAAAGUCCCCAGUCCAGAGAAGACCCUGACUUUGGAGGACAAUGCUUCCAUCCCAGACAAGACCCUGCUUCCUGACAAAGUCUCCACCACAGAGAAGACCCUGCCUCUGGACAAGAACUCCACUCCGGAAAGGGUCUUUUCUGCGCAUGCGGUUCCUGCCCUAGAAGUUCCCCCUAAGGAUGAAGCCCUUGGCCAAAAGGUGGCCCCCACCCUAGAAGAGCUCAUAACCCCAGAGCAGGUGCUUCCAGAAGUCUCCCUGGGAAAGUGCACUCCAUCCCAGUGCCUCUCUCCUGAGGAAAACCUGCAGGGGUCGGGGUCCCAGUCCCUGGUGGCCAUGGGGGCUCAACCCCAAGCAGAAGGGGCUCCCCUGCAGACUAACUCCUCAGAGAGAUGCUGCCGUAUUUCCCCGUUCCAAGGGGAGUCCAAGUCCCAGCCAGGAUCAGUGCCUGCCCUUGAGGAGGUCUGCCCCCUGGAAGAGGCCGCGGCCCUCCGGAAGGAGGUGCCUGAAAAAGAGGAGUGUACCCCAAAAGACUCCAAAGAGGUGGCUCCCAAACAGCAAGUAGCCCCCAAUUCCCAAACUCCACAAAGUACCAAGCAGACUCCAGACCCCCAGGAGACUCCCGCCCUCCACUCCUUGGUUGUGGAAACCUCUGGAAACGAUGGAGGAGACACGGACGUGAUGUUGCUAAUGCACGAGGUGACCUCGCUCAGGAGCGCGCUGGAGCGUCUGGGGCUGGAGCUGGAAAGGAAGCUAACUGAGGUCUGGGAGGAGCUGAAGAGCGAGAGGGAGAAACGCCGCCUGCUGGAGGUUCAGAUGAUGCAGAGGACCCAGAAGUCCCCAACCAGGGACUCCAAACACGCGCAGACGCAGACGCACUGAGAGGACCAUCGGCCCAACGAGGAGGGACGCCUGGCUCGGGCCACCCGCAUCCUUGCACUCUUACUUUGGGACACGCAAGAAAGUAAACUGCUUGGAGGAGCCGAGUACGCCUGGUCUGUGUGGGCGGGGCCUGACCGCGGGGCCUCCGCAUUCUUGGCGCGCUCCCGGGCACAUCUGGCCAACAUGUGGCUCCCAUUACCGUUC
Fukomys damarensis (Damara mole-rat) is the source of this 2493-nucleotide messenger RNA. RefSeq names its product SH3 domain containing 21 (gene Mnmip1). NCBI's taxonomy places the organism in Eukaryota, Metazoa, Chordata, Mammalia, Rodentia, Bathyergidae. The coding region runs from base 280 to 2289 and encodes 669 amino acids. Gene Ontology annotation, molecular function: protein binding. The transcript has 16 exons. The record is from RefSeq and is a predicted model, not a curated record.